AUGGGUUAUAACGACAUGAUUCACAGGGCCAAUUUGGCCGUGGCUAAAUCUUUCGUGGGUAGAAGGUUUCGCCUCGAAGGCUCUGGUCACCCCAAGGAGCGCAAAGGCUCCUAUUUCUUCACCGAAAUCCGUGCUGGACUAGCAACUUUCUUCGCUAUGGCAUACAUUAUCUCCGUCAAUGCGACCAUCGUCUCCCAAUCUGGCGGUACUUGCGUCUGCUCACCGGAUAGCCCGGAUCUUUGCGACAGUGACCCCGAAUACAUGCUUUGCGUGGCAGAAGUCCAGCGAGACUUGGUCACUGCGACAGCAGCCAUUGCUGCUUUGACGACCUUCUGCAUGGGUCUUUUUGCAAAUAUGCCUAUUGCUCUGGCACCUGGAAUGGGUCUUAACGCCUACUUUGCAUAUACUGUUGUCGGAUACCACGGCUCAGGUCUGGUCCCUUACUCUGUUGCCGUAACUGCAGUUUUUGUCGAAGGCUGGGUGUUUGUCGGGCUCACCAUCCUUGGAUUACGACAAUGGUUGGCUCGAGCGAUUCCAGCAUCCAUUAAACUUGCUACAGGUGUCGGCAUUGGUCUUUACCUGACUUUAAUUGGUCUGACCUACAGUGCAGGCAUUGGCGCGGUCACUGGUGGCACUGCUGUCCCUCUUGAGCUUGCAGGGUGUAAGCCAGAGUUCAGGGAUGAAUUUGGCAUCUGUCCAGCUGGUGCAAGAAUGCGCAACCCUACCAUGUGGAUUGGUAUCUUCUGUGGUGGCUUCCUCACCGUCAUUAUGAUGAUGUUCAGAGUCAAAGGCGCAAUCAUUUUCGGUAUCUUGCUCGUUAGCAUUAUUUCGUGGCCCCGCGGUACCGAGGUCUCAUACUUCCCAUACACCGACCUUGGUGACAGCAUGUUCGAUUUCUUCAAGAAGGUUGUCACAUUCCAUCCUAUCAAGCGCAUCUUGGCAGUUCAAGAAUGGGACAUCUCGGGAUACGGCGGACAAUUUGGUCUCGCUUUCAUCACAUUCUUGUAUGUCGACAUCCUGGAUUGCACAGGUACUCUGUACUCCAUGGCUCGCUUCUGUGGAGCUAUCGAUGAAAAAACCCAGGACUUCGAAGGCUCUGCCGUGGCAUACCUCGUUGAUGCUGUCGGAAUUUCAAUUGGAGCGUUACUAGGUACCCCUCCGGUCACAGCGUACAUUGAAUCUGGUGCGGGUAUCUCAGAAGGUGGCGCCACAGGCCUCACUGCCAUAACCACUGGACUCUGCUUCUUCAUUUCAAUCUUCUUCGCACCAAUUUUUGCCUCCAUCCCGCCUUAUGCAACUGGCACAGUCUUGAUCAUCGUCGGUUCGCUGAUGGCUAAAUCUGCGGCUGACAUCAAUUGGCGAUAUAUUGGAGAUGCUAUUCCAGCAUUCCUGACUAUCGCCAUCAUGCCAUUCACAUAUUCGAUCGCGUACGGCCUGAUCGCUGGUAUCAUCUCCUAUAUGGUCUUGAAUACUAUUGUUUGGAUUAUCGAAAAGGUAUCCGGUGGCCGCAUCAAGCCAGCUGACAAGGAGUACAAAGAUCCAUGGACCUACAAGAUCGAAGGCGGUGUUCUACCUCCUUGGGUAACCCGUGCCGCCAAAGGCAAGAAAGACUUCUGGCGACCAUAUGAAGACGUUGAGCACAACAAUAACGCGCCCAUUGGUACUCAUAUCGAUGGCCAGGAAGGUCCUGUUGAAGGACAGAAAACUGUACACAAUACUGGGAUCGAUGAUGUCAGGGACGGUAGUACCUCGUCUGAUGGAGAGAAAGUCAAGCAAUAA
Messenger RNA from Exophiala bonariae, 1779 nucleotides. RefSeq lists its product as uncharacterized. NCBI's taxonomy places the organism in Eukaryota, Fungi, Ascomycota, Eurotiomycetes, Chaetothyriales, Herpotrichiellaceae. The transcript is spliced from 2 exons. The record is from RefSeq and is a predicted model, not a curated record. Gene Ontology annotation, biological process: guanine transport; adenine transport; transmembrane transport. Gene Ontology annotation, molecular function: purine nucleobase transmembrane transporter activity. Gene Ontology annotation, cellular component: plasma membrane. Bases 1 to 1779 code for a protein of 592 amino acids.